Molecule: messenger RNA, 780 nt
Organism: Lodderomyces pseudojiufengensis
Lineage: Eukaryota; Fungi; Ascomycota; Pichiomycetes; Serinales; Debaryomycetaceae
Product: pseudouridine synthase
Exons: 2
Coding region: 1-780 (259 amino acids)
Biological process (GO): mRNA pseudouridine synthesis; tRNA pseudouridine synthesis
Cellular component (GO): nucleus; cytoplasm
Molecular function (GO): pseudouridine synthase activity; RNA binding
Source: RefSeq, a predicted model, not a curated record
AUGACAAAACCAGUAGAUUAUUCUACUUGGACUAAAGAACAACUAAUAGAAAAAUUAAAUAAACUAGAGAACCUACCUGAAAAAGAACUCACAACCAAAAACAAACCAUCAAAAGAAUUCAAUUGGGACAAGUACAAUUUCAGAUUUGUUGCAUUAAAAUUUGCAUAUUUAGGUUGGAAUUAUAAUGGAUUAGCAUUUCAAUAUGAACCAACACCAUUACCAACAAUUGAAGAAACUUUGUUGCGUUGUUUAUCAAAAAUUAAAUUAAUUAAAGAACCAAUAUUAGAAACAGAAUUUUCAAGAUGUGGUAGAACAGAUAAGGGCGUUAGUGCAAUGAAUCAAGUUAUAUCAAUGAAAUUAAGAUCAAAUUUAACUAUAGAAGAACAACAAGAUCCCAUAAAUGAUGAUAAAGAAAUUGAUUAUUUAACUGUUAUAAAUGCUAAUUUACCACCAGAUAUAAAAAUUCAUUCAAUAUGUCUUCGACCUCCUCCAAAUUUUGAUGCAAGAUUUAGUUGUAAAAAUAGACAUUAUAAAUAUCUUUUUCGAUCUAAAGAUUUAAAUAUACAAGCAAUGCAAGAAGCAGCUUCAUAUUAUGAAGGAGAACAUGAUUUUAGAAAUUUUUGUAAAUUAGAUGGUUCAAAACAAAUUACAAAUUUUAAUCGUUUUAUAUAUAGUUCAAAAAUCAAAAAUUUAAAAGAUGAUUUAUAUUAUUUUGAUUUAAUUGGAACUGCAUUUUUAUGGCAUCAAGUUAGAUUUUUAUUGGAAUGGAAUAUGACCUAG